Molecule: messenger RNA, 4594 nt
Organism: Archocentrus centrarchus (flier cichlid)
Lineage: Eukaryota; Metazoa; Chordata; Actinopteri; Cichliformes; Cichlidae
Gene: itga10
Product: integrin, alpha 10
Exons: 29
Coding region: 671-4294 (1207 amino acids)
Biological process (GO): cell adhesion mediated by integrin; cell-cell adhesion; integrin-mediated signaling pathway
Cellular component (GO): integrin complex; external side of plasma membrane
Molecular function (GO): integrin binding
Source: RefSeq, a predicted model, not a curated record
UACUAGAGGCACAUAUUUACAUGAGCAGAGAAGCAAGCUGAAAUAAGGGGAAUAAGCGGAGCGGAUCAUGAAUAACGUGUUACCAAACAUACCGCACACAACAGCUCUCCUCAGAUUUUGGGAUUGAUGAGCGGAGUUUUUGUCAGAGGAGAGUUUGAGCUUCAAAGACGCGCUCCGGAGACCGGAGGGAUAAAGCCCUCUGCUGACUGCCUGUUUGGGAAGGUGUUACGCAUUUGCAAUGGUUUAAUGACUCGGAACUGCGGCCUCUUGUUGGAUGGGACAGGUGCAGUUAUUUUCACGCCAUGGGUCACUGAGGCGUCACAAAGUUGUUGUUUUUUCUUUUGUUUUUACUUGCUCAUUAAGAUUUUUUUUUUUUUAAACAUAAGACUCGUUUUCAAUAAGUUUAUUUGAUUAAAAUCAGUAUUUACAGACUGCCUGUGUAAACGAAUCGGUCUUAAACUUUAAUCCCACUCACGCACAGAUGCCACCGCGGCACAGUUUGACCGUGGGUUUACGCAUCUCUUGGGAAGAGAGAGAGCUGAAAAAAGCGUGUCUGUGUGCAUUUUUGUGAGGUGGGCAUCAACGCGCUGCCUUUCCACCAGUUCACUUUGUAAACAAACGAGGGGGGAAAAAAACAUAAGAGAGGGACUUCUUUCAUUCGGAUUCAUAAAUGGAGCUGCGUAAAUACCUGUUGUGCCUGGAGUUUAUCCUCCUUCUUAAAGAGCUUUGUCAGUGUUUUAACAUAGAUGUAAAGCACCCGCGAAUCUUCACCGGUCCAGAGGAUGCACUGUUUGGCUUCUCUGUCUUGCAGCAUGAAGCAGAUGGGGAGAAAUCGAUGCUGGUUGGUGCUCCCUGGGACGGGCCUCCCAACAACAGGAAAGGAGAUGUUUACAAAUGCAUUGUGGGAGAGGAGAAGAACUCAAACUGCAACAAAGUGAAUCUAGGUGAGACGGCUCUCCAGAAUGUUUCUAAAAAUCUGAGGAAUUCUCACUUGGGAAUGACCCUCACACCAGCUUCACCUGAUGGCUUCCUGGCAUGUGCUCCACUGUGGUCGCAAGAGUGCGGUACAUCUAUGUUCAGCACUGGCAUCUGUGCUUCUGUCAGCGAUGACCUAGAACCAAGAGGGACUAUUGCUCCAACAGCACAACGUAACUACACACACACACACACACACACACACACGUGCACAUUGUGGGAGAGAAACAAGUUGCAGGCCUGCUUCAACCAAGCAAACAAUUGUAAACUCCCAUAUCUGGCAGGGUGCUCGACAUACAUGGACAUCGUGAUUGUGCUGGAUGGCUCCAACAGUAUCUACCCCUGGUACGAGGUCCAGAACUUCCUCAGUAACAUCCUCAGCAAGUUCCACAUCAGCUCAGACCAGAUGCAGGUUGGUAUUCUGCAGUAUGGCGAGGUAGCUGUUCAUGAGUGGUCUCUGAAGGACUACCAGACCACACAGGAGGUAGUGGAGGCCGCCAAGAACAUCAGCCGCCAGGAGGGACGGGAGACGCGCACUGCAUAUGCCAUCGAAACAGCCUGCACAGAGGCUUUCAGUCCUGAGCGUGGAGCGAGAGAAGGUGCCACUAAGGUGAUGAUUGUGGUCACAGACGGAGAGUCCCAUGAUGGGGACGAGCUAGAAGGCGCGCUGGAGAAGUGCAAAGAAAGAAACAUCACUCGAUAUGCCAUCGCUGUUCUGGGUCAUUACAUCCGGAGACAGCAAGAUCCUGAAAGUUUCAUUAAAGAGAUCAAGUUCAUCGCCAGCGACCCUGAUGACAAAUAUUUUUUCAAUGUGACGGACGAAGCUGCGCUCAAUGACAUUGUGGAUGCACUGGGCGACCGCAUUUUCACUCUGGAAGGUACACUGGGUUACAACGAGAGCUCGUUCCACAUGGAGAUGUCUCAGAUUGGCUUCUCCACGCACACUCUGGAUGACGGAAUUCUGUUUGGCAUGGUGGGGGCCUAUGACUGGGAUGGCGGUGUGUUGAAAGAAAGCACCAACGGACGAAUCAUGCCAUCGAGAGAGGCCUUUGAAAGCGAGUUUCCUCUGGAGCUCAAAAACCAUGCUGCUUAUUUAGGUUACACGGUGUCCUCUGUGAUAAUUGGUGACUGGAAGAGGCUGUAUGUAGCUGGAGCUCCUCGUUUUAAACACAAAGGCAAAGUUAUUCUGUUUGAACUCAGUGAUGAAGGCGAUGUCAACAUUCUGCAAGCACUCAAUGGAGAACAGAUUGGCUCCUAUUAUGGCAGUGAAGUGUGUGGGUUGGAUAUCGACCAGGACGGCAUCACUGAUGUCCUUCUGGUUGCUGCUCCAAUGUACCUUGGCUCAGGAAACAAGGAGGCUGGUAGAGUCUACAUCUACACCCUCAGUGGAGAGGAGGUUUUUGUACCCAACGGUACACUGAAGUCAGACAAUAAGUCCCAGGAUGCCAGGUUUGGUUAUGCACUGGCAGCCGCUCCAGAUCUUAACCAUGAUGGCUUCACUGAUUUGCUGGUGGGAGCCCCACUCGAGGAUGAACACCGGGGGGCCAUCUAUGUCUAUCAUGGAGACCGUAUUUAUGUCAUCCACAACUAUAAACAGCGUAUAGCUGCAUCAUCAGUUUCCCCAUCGCUGCAGUAUUUUGGCCGAAGUUUGAGCGCUCGGUUAGAUUUGGAUGGAGAUAACCUAAUAGACUUGGCAGUGGGAGCGCAGGGAAGUGCUGUACUGCUCAGCUCUCGCAGCAUCGUCCAGAUCAAUGUGAGUCUCUCCUUCCAGCCGCACUCCAUCAAUGUCAUUCAGAAGACCUGCCAGAGGGGAGGGAGAGAAUCAGCCUGUCUGAACGCCACUGCCUGCUUUACAGCCGUCUCCCGUUCCCCCGGACCACAAAGCAACAGUUUCGAUCUGUGGGUGUGGGCCAUGUUGGAUGACAGGAAGUUGUCAGCACGAGCCCUAUUUGAUGACACCUCCCACCGGCAGACCCAGCUGGCAGUCCAAGUCCAGACAGGGAAAACUCUGUGCUACAAAUUGCCCUUCCAUGUCUAUGAUACAGCAGAUUACAUCCGUCCUAUCAGCUUCUCACUGUGGUUUAAGAUCAACGAUACAGAAAGUGGUCCUGUGCUGGAUGAAGGGUGGCCAACUACUGUCAAGAAAUCUAUCCAAUUUUUUAAAGACUGUGGUGAGGAUGAUGUGUGUACAACUGACCUGGUACUACAAGCACACAUGGACAUCUCCGGGACAAGACAGAAGCCUUAUGUGAUUCGCAGCCCUCGUAGGCGUCUGGCAGUGGAGGUGCAGCUUCAGAACAGACUGGAAAACGCCUACAACACCAGCCUGACGCUGCACUACUCACGCAACCUCCACUUCUCCAGCCUUAGCAUCAGGGAGGUUGCCCACUUCAAGAUCGAGUGCACAGCACUUAGCGCCAACAGCCACUCAUGCAACGUCAGUUAUCCAGUGUUCCGCUCCCAGUCAAAGGUUAACUUUAUGUUGGAGUUUGAAUUCAGCUGCACAUCUUUGAACAAUCGAGUGCAAAUGAAGCUCCAUGCAUCCAGUGACAGUGUGGAGAGAGAAGACACUUUGGGGGACAACAGUGUUCAGCUGCAGACUUUUGUUCAGUAUGAACCAGAUCUUUUUGUUAGCAGUGAAUCUAAUUUAAACCGCUAUGAGGUCCAUCCUACUCGGACAAUGUCGGAAGCAAUUGGACCAGAAUUCUACAUACAGCUCAGGCUGCAGAAUCUCGGCUGUUACUCUGUGAGUAAUCUGGAGCUGCGGCUGCAUCUGCCCUCUGUGGCUGCAGGAGACAGUGUCUUCAUGACUGUCACUGAUGUCUUCUCAACAAACGCCACAGUGAACUGCAGUGUGCUCAGUGAUGUAGUACAGCUGAAGGCCAGACAGGGAGAUGUGCGCCCCCUUCAUCCUGAAGACAUGAUGCAGGAUGACAUAUUGAACUGUAGCAGGUCAUGGUGCACAGAGGUCGUGUGUCAGGUCAAGCAGCUUCCAAGAGGGAAGGAUGCCAUUAUUCGGGUCAGCCGCAGGGUUCAUGAUGAUUUCUUCAGACAAGCCAAAUAUAAGUCAGUGAGGAUAAUAGGUGUAUAUCGCCUCGCGGCUCAGGAGACUAACCUCAUUACUUUGAGCGCAGGAACAGUCUGGAGGGAGACUGUGCUCGAGGUGCUGAAGGGCCGAGCUAUUCCCAUCUCGCUCUGGAUUCUGAUUGGUAGCAUCAUAGGGGGUUUGCUGCUGCUGGCCCUCAUUAUCUUUGUACUGUGGAAGCUUGGAUUCUUCACACGCAAACAGAGAGAAGAGGAUGAAAACCACGAGGACUGAGCACAGCUUCUGCUGCCACGAACACACUCAUCUGCAAUGAAAACGACCCACCUCCUAGCAGACAGAGAUAAUCCUGGGAUGGGACUUGAGUCACAGACGCAGCAGGGAUCUUCAGGACCAAAGAGAGUAUUGGGGGGGAUAUAGGGUGGGGUUCAACAAUAAUGCACUACCCACCAUUUCCAGGGUCAGUGGCACUUAUGUAAAUAAUCUUUUUCUAAUUUUAAAGAAACGCAAAGCGUAUUAAACCACAGUUCUUCUAUUUAACUUGCAGACAUUUUUAUGGUUUUAUAUUUCAGUCAC